UUGGAUUCGCCAUUGCCAUCAGUGUUCUCCAAUCUACAUUAUCUGCUGUUCAUCCAAUCUAACGGUCCUCAGAGGGUGGAAGAGGGGAGAAGAAGAAAUCACAGCCGCGUGUUCCUUUUCUCUUCAUCCUCUUUUCGCUGCCAAAUUCAAAGUUUCACUCCCACCAUGAAUGACAAGGCCAGCGUUUCCAAAGAGCUUAACGCCAAGCAUCGCAAGGCGUAUUUUGUGUUUGAGGUGUAUUCUUGGAUUGAUGUUUUCAGUGUGAUUAGUCAGAUUUUAGAAGGACUUCUUAAAUUGCCAGAAAAUAGGGAAUGUGCUGAUUGCAAAUGCAAAGGUCCUCGGUGGGCUAGUGUGAACUUGGGCAUAUUUAUUUGCAUGCAAUGCUCUGGGAUCCACAGAAGUCUUGGAGUACAUAUAUCAAAGGUCAGAUCUGCUACACUCGACACAUGGCUCCCUGAACAGGUUGCAUUUAUUCAAUCCGUUGGAAACGAGAAAGCAAACAGUUACUGGGAGGCAGAGCUUCCACCAAAUUAUGAUAGAGUUGGGAUAGAAAAUUUUAUUCGUGCGAAGUAUGAAGAGAAGAGAUGGGCAUCUAAGGAUGUGAAACCCAAGUCCCCUGCAAAAUCACCAUCUUCCGUCCAGUGGCAAAGUUCAAGUAAUAGAAGUGGGCAUGGGCAUGUCAACGAUUCCGGGAAAUUUUCAAAUGAAACGGAAAAUGUUUCAGUAUUUAGUGCCAAAGAAAAUAGUCGUGCUGCCAGAAUGAGUGUGCCCGUGCCUCUUAAAUGGCCAGAACAAGUAGCUCCAUCUGUAGUUACCGAGAAACUGGAACCAGAUGCUACUGCUGAGCCGCUGAAACAGGUUCAAGACAUAGCGUCUCAGCCAAAGGUUGAUUAUGCUACUGAUCUCUUCAGUAUGCUUUCUGUGGAUAGUUCUGGUGAAAAUGCCACUGGAGCAUCUGGUGAUGAUAACAUGCGGGCUGGAUUUCAGUCUGCUGAUGCACCAUCAUCGUCAGAAAAGAUCCAUUCUUCUGCAAAAAGUGAUAUAAACAAAUCACAGUCAGCAUCUGGAAUCGAAGACCUAUUUAAUGAUUCACCAUCAAUUGAACCCAGUACUACAUCUGUAACACCUCAGAAGGACGUCAAAGGUGAUAUUAUGUCUCUUUUUGAGAAGACCAAUAUCGUCUCACCAUUUGCUCUUCACCAACAACAACUUGCUAUGCUGGCUCAACAACAAUCUCUUCUAUUUGCUGCCGCAGCAAAUGCUUCCGGGGGAACUACAAAAGUUCCUGGCAACACACAACUUGGGCUUAAUGGAAUCAAUCUGCCCAACCAAAGUUGGCCGAAUGUCGGUUACCACAUUCCGGGGAUGACAAUGUCAGCAGCUGGGAAGAAUGAAUUAGAUAAAUACAUGCAGAUGGCUAACAUAGGAAUAACGGCAGCUCAUCAAGCAGGUGGCAAUUCUUGUGCUGUCCCGAUGUCGAGGUAUACUCGUCGUGCGUAUUCAGUUGGAGCUAAUGCUUCCAGUAAUGGCAGUACACCUUUGGUACCCGACAAACAGUCCACAACAUCACUUUCAUCUGCUUCUUCACCAGCAGGAAAAGAUUUCGAUUUUUCAUCCUUGACGCAAGAGUUUUUCUCAAAACGUUGAACGAGAUGGCUUCAGUUGACUCUUGCGUGAGCAGUUAACUGGGAAAGUAGUUACUGCAGUUCUGUUUUUGUCCUUUGUUUGGGGUUUUGUAAGCUAUUGACUGUAGGCGAUCAGUUUGAACCUACUUUUGGUUCGUUUGUGUAUCAUUGUAAUAAAUUGGUCGUCCAGCGGAUGACCUUUUUUUUCACAGGUCUUAUUCGUAAUAUUGGUAAUAUUCUUAGAAUUAUAUUGUUGUCUAUAUAUCAGCGUACAAUUUUUUGUUGUACAUUCUUGAGUACACUUGAAGUAUGACGAUCGUUUUGAAAGAUGCUGGAGUUCGGUACUCAAGUAUUUUUUUUUUUCCAAGA
This is a messenger RNA of Striga asiatica, 1994 nucleotides long. NCBI's taxonomy places the organism in Eukaryota, Viridiplantae, Streptophyta, Magnoliopsida, Lamiales, Orobanchaceae. The record is from the annotation of a GenBank genome assembly.